Anguilla rostrata (American eel) is the source of this 4488-nucleotide messenger RNA. It is a transcript of the gene tlcd3bb, whose product is annotated as TLC domain containing 3Bb. The transcript is spliced from 8 exons. Gene Ontology annotation, biological process: lipid homeostasis; ceramide biosynthetic process. Gene Ontology annotation, cellular component: endoplasmic reticulum; membrane. The record is from RefSeq and is a predicted model, not a curated record. Gene Ontology annotation, molecular function: sphingosine N-acyltransferase activity. Bases 848 to 1741 code for a protein of 297 amino acids. NCBI's taxonomy places the organism in Eukaryota, Metazoa, Chordata, Actinopteri, Anguilliformes, Anguillidae.
UAGUCAGAGAGGGGACAGAGAGAGAGGGAGGAGGACGGCAAAAGCAGGGCACGUUCGCUAGCUAACUGGAUAGAGGCUUUAACAUUAAGCGACGAUUAGAUUUUCCCCCACAGAAAAAAAACCAGUUUUUCAUAUACAGAUUACAACGGAAUAGAACAAAUAAUGCAAAUGUUUUAUAGGUGAAACAUUUGCUAACAUGGCUAGCUAUGUUAAAUAGUCUAGCUAGCUAAUCUCAUACAGCAAGCUAGGUUGCUGGCUGCUAGCCCAUCAAUCGAUAACGCGGAAUUACAGCUAGCUAACGUUAGUUAUCUAGCACACAGGCAGGCAAGCAAGCAUGCAAGCGGCAUAGGCAAUUGGCUGGCAGCAAACACACGUAGUCUAGCAGUCAACUGAAAGGUGACCGCUUACCAUGCAAAUUAAACCUAAGGCCAAGCAUUAGAAAGCAUUUGCGAGCUUAGUAAAAGACUGAAUUCUGACGACGAGAGACCGGUGUGCACGUAAGAAAGCGCAGAGAGGAAACACACAUUUUGUUGCCUCAUGCGCCUCCCAGGUUUUCUUCGUUUUGUCUAGCCAGCUAUUGAAAAUACAAAACAAAAACCAUGUGGACCACCUUAGCGGAUACCGCCCGGACCCUGCAAAUCGCCUUCCCUGGGGUACGAGUUUCUUCGGGCCGCUGACCGGACGCCACGGAACCCCGACGUUGAACAAAACAGUAGUUGGCUUUAAUAAGGAUUCAUUAUCAGGUUAAUAGUGGAGAGGGAGGGCCUGUGAAAGGGAACAGCACGACCUAGUCUGGCACCGGUGGACUGUUGCGGAUCUUCCCUAUCAAGAGCAAAUCCGUGGGACCAUGUUGAGUAUUUUAGCCGCGGGAUCCAUCUUUUUCCCAGGACUAUUCCUGCUGUCGAAGCGUUGUCUUAAACACAUCCCAGGACUAAGAUGGAAUGAAGGGGAUGCUGUUAUUGUUUCUGCCAGAUUGGUCUCUUCCAUUCAGGCAGUCAUGGCUUCUUCAGCAGGUUACAUCAUUGCAACUUCCUGUGAUGACAUCAUCGAGGACCAACACUGGCUAACAAGCACCUACAUCCUAUUCGCAGUGCCCUACUUCGUCUAUGACAUCUAUGCCAUGUUUAUGUGCUAUUGGCACAAACUGCAGGUCAAAGGUCAUGAAGAUGACCAUGGCCCCAAGCCUAUUGGUGCAGCCCUGAUCAGCUAUCUACGAAGAGAAUUCCUCAUGGUCCUACAUCAUGUUGUCAUGGUCACUGUCUGCUUCCCUGUCUCUGUGUUCUGGCGCCAGGGAAAGGGAGAUUAUUUUCAGGGUGUCAUGUUCCUGGCUGAACUCAGCACACCAUCUGUUUGUUUGGGAAAAAUUCUUAUUCAGUACAAGCAGCAGCACACUCUCCUGCAUAAAGUGAAUGGAGGUCUUAUGCUGGUCACUUUUUUCAUCUGUCGAGUUCUUCUCUUCCCCUACCUCUACUACGCCUAUGGCAGGUACGCCUCAAUCCCAUUUUACAUGGUCCCUUUCUCAGUGCCCUGGCAGUGUAACCUAGGAGCCGCUCUUCUGAUGGCCCCCCAAGUCUACUGGUUCUCUCUGAUCUGCCGGGGGGCCUUUCGCCUCUUCACCGGCUCUUCUCGGUCCCGCCGCCACCCCCCUACGGCCAAGGCCGACUGGGAUGGUAAUGCCCUGUCCCCUCCAGCCAACGGCUACAGCACCCGGGAGGCGGAGCAGGAGGCAGAUACACACUGAGACCGGGGGAGGCAGGGGGUGAAAGGAGAGAGAUGGGCAGGAAGGGAGGUGUGGAAGUGGGAUAAAGCAAAGGACUGUGGGGGCUGGAGAGGAGGGACGAAUGGGGUGAAUGGGUUGUACUGUAUUUUGGGUUUUGGAACUGCAGCUUGUAUCCAUACAGGUGAAGCAAAGCUGGCCAUAGCACUAAUAGAAGUAAGGAGAAGAAAUGAAUGGUAGAGAAGUAGAAGCAGAAAAUGUUUUCUCUCACUCUUCUUUCUUCUUAGCAAUCACUGUUAGACUAGAUUCAGAGAGGAGGUAAAGCACUACUGAUGAUAUAGUGAUGCUCAUCAUGCAACUGAAAGUAAGAAAAUUUGGGUUAGCAGAACAAAAUGGCCUAAUUGUUAAAUGCUAUGCUGAGCCUGCCAACUGGGAGGUUUAUGGUAGUCAGUUGCAGGGUCUAAUGGGGUGAUAAAGUACAAGAGUGCUUACAUUGAGGAAAAUGAUUGAAAGGCAAGUGAGUCGAUGAGUAUGAUAGAUGGUCUAAGGAACACUAGAAUAGCCAACAGAUUGUAUUCUUUUAAAAGAUAAAAUCCUGUUAGGGGAUGUAAGGGGUUUCAGGAUUUAGGAAUGUAUUAUAUUGUAUAUGAUAGUAAAUUAUUGUAGAUGACCAAUUCAGCUUAAUUAACAAAGAAGAAAACAAACAGUAUUUCAUCAUUUUAGUGUUUAUUUCCGAUGUAAUCACCAUCAUUCAUAAUGUCAGUCGCUGUCAAGAUUAUUGUUCUCUGCAGGAAAAAGAUAAUCUCAAAUGAUUCCAUAUUAUGCUGCCUUAUCCCUCCUUAUAUUUUCCUCACCCUUUCUUUCUCUGUUUUAGUCUGGCUGUUACAUUGUUUCAUUUGCAGAAGGGGGCUGAAGUGUACUAUUCUGGGCAUGUGACAAGUGUACAUAGCAUUUGUUAGGGCGGGCGUACAUUAUACGAUUUUCUCACGGGUUAUGAUAUCAGGAGAUCGGAUGCCCUCUCGCACUUAACGAGGUUCAGAUUGUGGCAACAGGUCGGAUGAUAGCCAUAGACUAUACAAGCUCCCGACCAGAUCAGAUGACGUUACAGUCGGCAAAGCACGGCGGGCGGAACAUCAUAUACGGUGCCACCUCCUGAUUGGUCGACGGGAAUUAAAACUCAGAAUCGGCUCACAUGACCUCUCACACCUGACGAAUUCAAGCCGAUUGUGCCUGAAUUUUUUGUGACAUGUCAAAAAACAAUAAGGAGCCCGUAGGCCAGUUGACAUAAUGUUUUUCUUACGAUUUGGUCCCGAUCAGGGAAAAAAACCGAUCAGGAGACCGCAACUCGUAUAAUGUAUGCCCACUUUUAUUGUACAGUUAUUGUUUGUGUCCCUUGCUUUUAUUCGUUUUAUUAAUGUAAAAGCUUUAUGUGAUGUUUGAUCGAUACUCAUUAUUUAUUUAUUUUUUAUUUUUUUAUGGAUUCAAAGGAUUUUAGUACGGGUAGUCAUUUACGUACACAAGGCUUAUCCAUGCCCCUGCUCCCAGUUACUUUAAUACACGGUAGGGACAAAGAGGGAAGGGAACCCAUUCAGUGGGAGGAAUAAGGCAGAAUGAUGAACAGUUUCAACUGGACUCUAGCUUAGAGGCCAUGGAUUAUUUGCAGCUUUUCCACAGAAAAACUGUACUAAAUUAUGGGGUUAUAAUGGGCUCCCUCAGGAAAAGCUAUAACUAAUCUGGGGCAAAGACUAUGAUUAAACUUCUGAUACAGUGGAUGUCAUUGUAACAUAAUGCAGUGUUAUGUAGCAAAUGAGAUUAAAUGAGUUGCUGCAGUAAAUACAGUUCACAAGCUAUGUUUAGUGGACUGCAGUGUGCUGAAAAAGAUCAGAAACUGUACUCGAUGACUGUAAUGUCCAAAAGCUUUGUUCCAGCUUGGUACAUACAAACCACCUGAUUCAACUGAGCAUUCGUAAUUAAAACAAAAACUACAUUUCCCAAAGUCAGGUAUUGUUUGAAGAGCUAUAAAAUGAUGUUGUAUUCCACUUACCCAAUAACUGGAUAAUCGAAACAUUACUUUGUAUUUACCGGUACAUAAAUCAUGCAACACUUGGAGCAUUGAAAAGUCACAGAACUACUCACAAUUUGACUUACACUGCGAGUCAAAAUAGUGUUUUCUUACAUUUAAACAAAAUGUUGUUUGAAUACUAAAACUGUGCUGUGCAAGCUGCCCAGUAUGUGGAUUUUUUCAUUAUCUUGAUUAUGGAGCCAAAGCUAUUGAUUGAUUUGUUCUGCCCUCAAGACAUAAUGCACAUCUGAAUCAUUUUCCAUCAGGUGCAUACUAUUAUAGCCAAGGUACCGACUGUUGUCGAUGUGAUUAAGAAUACACUGCAGCCCUCUGAGAAACAAGGGAACCCUCCAUUUUAAAGCUAACUCAAUAAUAACCUACUGUACAAUACUGCCCAUUAUUGCUUUGCACUCUGCAAUUUGCACGAUGACAUUGAGACUGCUCUACCUGUAUUUCUCUGGAGAAAAAAAAAAUCCCCUAAUUUUGCCAAGUUACCAUGAUAAUUGGUGCUUGUCAUGAAAAGUGUUAAAACGCAUAUACUGUAUCUUCCAUAAUCUAUUUAUGUAUUUAUUUGUUUUGGAAGGUUCUGAAUGUACAUAUUUAUACAUAUUUAUUGAAUAUACUGUAUCUGCUUCUGUUCCUUGAUUGCUACCUAAAGGCUGUACUGUACCUCUUAUUCUCUUGGCAAAAAUAUACUCUGAUGUCCUCC